AUGCGGCUGCUGCUCUUCAUCAUUCGUGAUCGACUGCUCAUCACAACAAGGCCCCCGAUCCGCGACACCUCCUUGCCAAGUCAACAAACAGCCCAGCCAAGCGUGAUGGAAACAACAAACUCGGUCUAGGGAGCCGGAAUGUGGGAUAACAUCCGUCGGGUUUUACGUCAUUUCACCCAAGCACUUGUCGUUACGGUUGUUUCUACUUUCUAGACCACCCAUCUAUCUAUACGAAUACAUAAAACGAAAACCCCGUCGGUUUCUGCCCAUGAGCUCGCAGCGACGCUCGCUCUCACUUAAACUUUGUCCCUCAUUUCUCUUUUCCCCCUUCUUAUCCCGCUUUCCCCCCCCCUUCUGGCCGGCCACCUUUCUGGUUUCCUAAGAAACAUCACGUAACCCGUCUCCGUUUCUCCACAACUUCCCUUUUGCCAAGAAGCUCAUGGGAGGCCUUCGGGAUCUCGUCGAGUCGUUAUCAGGAGAACCCCGCGGCUCUAAUCAGCAAACUCGGCGUUGAGGCAGCGCGCGAUGGAGCAGCAUCGUGCCAGAGCCCCCGCCGCCGACCCACGGACUGUGGCCGAACCGGCCGCAAAAGGCAUUUCCCUCUUCACCGCCCGGCCAUGGCCCCAGCCUCGACGGCUCAAGUAGGUAUAGUAGUAGUAGUAGUUGGUCAAUCGUCGAAUCCACCACUCCGAGCUUUCAACGAGCUUUCAAAAAAAACCUUGAAGACUGGCGGCGUUCCUAGAUGCCCAAGAUUCCAGACGAGGCCCGAGAUGCGUCGCUGGGGAGUGACCACAUGUACCCGAGGGCAUCCCGCCUCCAAAAUGCCAAAGUGAAAGAAAGCUUGUGAAGUGUCAAGUCUGUUACUGCUCUUAUUGUUGCUGCUGCUACUACUGCGAUCGGGCUUCUGCUUUCUGCACCACGACCGACGACCUGCAUCGGUGAUGCUCUAAACGGCAUCGGCAUCGGCAACGUAAUAACCAAAACAUCUCAUCCUCGCAUCUUCACCCGCCGGCUUCCCUUCCCUACCUCUCCUCCUCGGUGGGAUUAUUGGAAACACGCACCAAACGCGCGCGCCAACUCUAGUUUGCAGUUCGCGCGUGCUUCACCGCAAAGAACAGCCAGAUCCGUACGUCCCGUCGAGAGAGAGAGAGAGAGAGAGAGAGAGAGAAACAUUUGAUUCAUCCAGCGGGCGGAGAGAGUUGGCCGUCAUUAUCUUACUUUUUUCCCCCUCUUCUCCCUCUCUGGCGCUUCCGGUGCUUGUUUAUACUGUUCGAGUUGGGUGGUGUAUACGUCGCUUGGUGAUCAAUACUUCUCAACUCUGAAUUGGGUAUUGAAAGAGGAGGAGGAGGAAGAGCCAAGACGAACACACACACACACACACACACACACACAAACACAUACAUACGCAGAAGCAUACGCUCGCACGCACGCACGUACGCACGGCGAACAAACCCAGCAGCAAACACCUACCUGCAUGACCUCUCGAUGCAACCCUGCACUGGGCUGAGCUAAAAGGGAAAAUAAAGUGGCGUCAUGCCAUUCCUGGCGGAAAAGGAAAAGUCCCCCUUUGGGCACGACCUUUCCGAACCCGGUACCGAGCACAGUUCCGAGCAGGACACGCCGAGCCCGAGCCUCUCCCCGAGGACCGACGAGGAGAGCGGCGGCGACAGCGACGGCGGCGACGGCAACCACCUCGCAACAACGCCGGACGCCCUCUCCGAGAAACCGGCACCGGGCCCCCCGAACGGCGGCUUGAGGGCCUGGCUCCAGGUCCUUGCGUCCUUUUUCAUAUACUUCAAUACUUGGGGUCUCGUCGCCAGCUUCGGCGUCUUCCAGGUCCACUAUGAGGCCGACCUGCUGCAGGAGUACAGCCCCUUCGCCAUCUCCACCAUUGGCUCCCUGCAGAGCUUCCUGAUGGUCUUCCUGGGCUGCUUCGCCGGCCCCAUCUUCGACCUGGGUUACGCGCGCCAACUGCUCUGGGCCGGCUCCAUGCUCAUCGUCGCCGGUACCGUCGCCCAGAGCUUCAGCCGGACCCUCUGGCAGCUGCUCUUGUCGCAGGGGCUCUGCGUGGGCGCCGGCAUGGGCAGCCUGGCCGUCCUGGGCGUCGCCGUCCUGUCGCCGUGGUUCUCCACGAGGCUACCCGUGGCCUUUGGCGUCGCCGCGGCGGGGAGCGGUGUUGGCGGUCUGGUACUGCCCAUCCUGUUCCGGUCCCUCGAGCCCGAGAUCGGCUUCGCCUGGACGGUGCGGACCAUGGCGCUGGUGGCGCUGGCCACCCAGGGCGUGUCCAUCGUCAGCAUGCACACGCCAAGGACGCCGCGGCGGAGGCGCGCCUGGAUCGACCGGUCCGCCUUCACGGACGCCCCUUACCUCCUCUUCGUGGCAGCCUGCUGUCUCGUCUUCCUGGGCAUGUACACGCCCUUUGUCUACAUCCAGGGCUUCGCCCUCCAGCGCGGCGCCGCGAGCUCCCAGGUCGACAAGUACCUGCUGGCCAUCAUGAACGGCGGCUCCAUUCUCGGCCGCGUCAUCCCGAACCUGUUCGCCCAGCGUCUCGGCGGCAUGAACCUGCUCGUCGCCGCCGUGUUCGUCAUGUCCGUCUCGGCGCUCUGCCUCAUGGCCGUCCAGCACACCGCCGGCCUGGUCGUCGCCCUCGUCUUCUACGGCUUCAGCAGCGGCAGCUUCUUCUCGCUGCAGCCGGCCACCUUCGCCAAGCUCACCCGGGACCGCGACUACAUCGGCACCCGCCUCGGCAUGGCCUACGCCGUCAUGUCCGUCGCCCUGUUGUUCGGGUCCCCCGUCGGAGGCGCCCUGGUGCGCUCCGUCAGCUUCUCUAGCGCUUGGGUAUGGGCCGGCGUGUGCCUUGCGCUGGGCAGCGUUAUGGCUGCCGUCUCCAGAGGCAUGGCCAGCGGCUGGGACUGGAGAAAGCCUACGUAAUGUUUAAACGAUAAUGAUGGUUUGGUUUGGGGGCAACCCGCGUUGCUCGACCGGCAAAACCUCCCUGUAGCCGUUGAAGGGUCCGACCUCGAUCGAUGGCUAUGAUGGGAAGGUUCUUUUGAAGCAUGUUGCAUUGGAUAUGAUUUACAGCCUGUCUUGUGUGGUAUUGGCAUGAGCAUAGACGAUACGAUACCCCGUAGAUUUCAUGGUUUUACUGCAUAACGCGUAACGAAGAUUCAUGUUUACAUUUGGCUCUUUUCUGACCAAGACCGUGUACAAUGAUUGGUUCU
Colletotrichum destructivum is the source of this 3221-nucleotide messenger RNA. Its product is annotated as Putative major facilitator superfamily, MFS transporter superfamily. Gene Ontology annotation, biological process: transmembrane transport. Bases 1534 to 2931 code for a protein of 465 amino acids. The transcript is spliced from 4 exons. Gene Ontology annotation, cellular component: membrane. Gene Ontology annotation, molecular function: transmembrane transporter activity. The record is from RefSeq and is a predicted model, not a curated record. Lineage: Eukaryota; Fungi; Ascomycota; Sordariomycetes; Glomerellales; Glomerellaceae.